This is a messenger RNA of Sebastes umbrosus (honeycomb rockfish), 1765 nucleotides long. RefSeq lists its product as uncharacterized. The transcript is spliced from 7 exons. Gene Ontology annotation, molecular function: protein tyrosine kinase binding; MHC class II protein binding. NCBI's taxonomy places the organism in Eukaryota, Metazoa, Chordata, Actinopteri, Perciformes, Sebastidae. The record is from RefSeq and is a predicted model, not a curated record. Gene Ontology annotation, biological process: T cell activation; positive regulation of ERK1 and ERK2 cascade; interleukin-15-mediated signaling pathway. Gene Ontology annotation, cellular component: membrane raft; external side of plasma membrane. The coding region runs from base 217 to 1125 and encodes 302 amino acids.
AUAUAAUAUGUAAUACUACAGUAUCCAAGGUAACCAUGGAGCUAUAAAAGCUCAUCACUGGGGGAGCAAGUCAGACCGGUUUAUAUCUCCCAGGCUGAGAGGGUGAAGCUGUUUCUCAAGUCAGUAAGUCAACCACAACGAGGAAACAGCACCAUCACAUACAGAUCUGUUAGCAGAGAAGAAAAAGCUCACACAACGUCCGUCUGCUGACAGAGAAUGGACACGAAAUGUCUCCUGGAAUUAAUCCUUAUUUUUGUGCUUCAGUUUGAAGCAGGCAUCAGUGGAGGAACCAUCUAUCUCUAUAACAGACCUGGAGAAGAUGUCAUUCUGCCCUGUGGCACUGCAUCACCCUCUGAUCCAACAUGCUCCAAUGUUUUAUGGUUUUACAACAGAGAUCGAUCUCAGACUCUCACUGAGGUUCAGAAUGGAAAUGUUAGAGAGAGCUCAGCUCGAGCUGACAGACUGAGCGUGGACACUAACUGCUCUUUGGUCAUUAACAACAUCACUGCUGAGGAUGCUGGUUUCUACGUCUGUCGGCAGGGGGACAGGUUUGAUCAGAAUGUAUAUCUAAGUGUUCUGACAGUCUCUCCAUCUCCACCAGACGCUGAUCCAAGGAGGGACGGUGAAGUCACAUUAGAGUGCUCUCUGUUGACAUACAGCGACCUCCUUCCUUGUCGACUGAACAGCAUCCGCUGGUUGGAUGAGACAGGAACUGUGCUGCGUGGUGAUGGUGUCGGGAACAGUUCCCUCAGACAGAUGAACUGUGUCUCUAGUCUGACUGUGAAGCGUCAGAGUGGCCACAACAGGAAAUACACCUGCCAGCUGCUUAAUGAACAGAACAAUGUAGAGAUACAGGCUGACUACACACCUGACUUCACAGAUCCCACAGGUUGGUCUCCUCUGAGCUACGUCAUGUUGGCUCUGCGUAUUGCAGGACUGAUCCUAAUGAUCGUCAUCACCGCUCUUCUCAUCAGACACACAUGGAACAAAAAAACACUUGAUGAUGACAACGAAGUAGAGAACGAUGGCGACGUCCAGUAUGAAAAUGUGGAAGCACGUGGAAGUCCUGCUGCUGAUGCUGCUGCUGCUGCUGCUGCUGCUGCUGCUGCUGCUCGACUGCACUGAUCAACAACCCCAGCUCAUCAGAAAGUCAAAUAUCAUCAUUUCUCACUUGUGAUCAAAGCUUUGAGUUAAAACGAUUGCUUUAUAUUUUGAACUUAUUGCAGUUCUGCAGAUUAUUUUAUCCUCAUUUAGCUAAUAGUUUAGAUUUGAUGGCACAUGUACUGUAUACUUCAGCCUCCGUGCUCUCAUCAACCCAGCAGCAGCAAACAGCUCUACGUUAUUUCCCUCAAUAGGUGGUGGAGACCAAAAGCGGAGCUAAAAGAGCGUGAAUUCAUCAGGUGGAUGCAACUUGAAUGGGAAGCUGGUCUGCUGCUAUAUUUGCUUUUUAUUUGGCUCAAAGAAGCCAAAUGCUUUCUGUUGAACUAAACACUUUCUUUCACUGUUUAUUUUUGUCUCAUAUAUAAAUGUGUUGAUCGUCUGACAUCAGUCCUGGGCGUUUGACUGUAUACAGUAGCUCCCCGGUGAUUGGCCACUUCCUCGCUGUUAUGAACAUGAUCGUAGCUAUUACAGUAUAGUUAACACAUUCAUUUCAAAAUAAAAGCCCUAAAGCGGGUUUUUCUUUGCACAGAAUUCCUUCAUUUGUUAACACAAGGCUUUUAUUCUGAAAUAUGUGCCGGACAGUGAUGUGGAACAAGCAGUGACU